Chionomys nivalis (European snow vole) is the source of this 979-nucleotide messenger RNA. RefSeq names its product retinol dehydrogenase 12 (gene Rdh12). The coding region runs from base 29 to 979 and encodes 316 amino acids. Lineage: Eukaryota; Metazoa; Chordata; Mammalia; Rodentia; Cricetidae. The transcript has 7 exons. The record is from RefSeq and is a predicted model, not a curated record.
AGCAGCAGCCGCCAAGGAGGUUGACAAGAUGCUGGUUAUCUUGGGACUGUUCGUGUCUUUCCUCUCGAUUUUGUACCUGACAGCUCCAUCCAUCAGGAAGUUCUUUGCUGGUGGAGUUUGUACAACGAGUGUGCAGAUUCCCGGAAAGGUAGUGGUCAUCACAGGUGCCAACACAGGCAUUGGCAAGGAGACGGCCAGAGAGCUCGCACGAAGAGGAGCACGAGUAUACAUUGCCUGUCGAGAUGUACUAAAGGGAGAGUCUGCUGCUAGUGACAUCCGAGCAGAUACCAAGAACUCCCAGGUGCUGGUGUGGAAAUUGGACCUAUCUGACACCAAAUCCAUCCGAGCCUUUGCUGAACGCUUCCUGGCAGAGGAAAAGAAGCUCCAUAUUUUGAUCAACAAUGCGGGAGUGAUGAUGUACCCCUAUGCUAAGACAACAGAUGGCUUUGAAACCCACUUUGGAGUCAACCACCUGGGCCAUUUUCUUCUUACAUACCUGCUUUUGGGGCGGCUGAAGGAGUCUGCUCCCGCACGGGUAGUAAACCUAUCCUCAGUGGCCCACCUUGGUGGCAAGAUCCGUUUCCAUGACCUCCAGGGAGAGAAGCGCUACUGCCGUUUUUUCGCUUAUUGUCACAGCAAGCUGGCCAAUGUACUUUUCACCCGAGAGCUGGCCAGGAGGCUCCAAGGAACCGGGGUCACCGCCUACGCGGUACACCCAGGUAUCGUCAUGUCUGAGAUCGUCAGACACUCCUUCCUACUGUGCUUGUUGUGGCGGCUUUUCUCACCCUUCUUCAAGUCCACCCGGCAGGGAGCUCAGACCAGCCUGCACUGCGCCCUGGCAGAGGGCCUGGAGCCCCUGAGCGGCAAGUACUUCCGUGACUGCAAGAGGACCUGGGUGUCCCCAAGGGCCCGGAAUAAGAAGACAGCUGAGCGUCUGUGGAAUGUCAGUUGUGAGCUUCUAGGAAUCCAGUGGGACUAG